UCCCGCGACCAGGCAAGUCAACGGUUCCUCAUGAGUACGGGACCGAUUUCUUUCUACAAUAAGUCUUGAAAUUGCAUGCUACUUCUGCCAAAUUAUUGCAACCUAAAGUUUCUCGUUGACAGUCAUGGCAACAGAGGGGGUGGAAAAGACGAGUGAAGAUGCUCCAGCAGCUGGAAAGGCCAGCACCAGGUAUGACCUGGAAAAGGAGACUGAACUUCGCUUUGAGGUGGAGUCAGGGGAAGCAGCAGAACAAGUUGAGCUGGAGCUGCUCACAGGAAUGGCUGAGGUGUUUGGCUCCGAGCUAAACCGAAACAAAAAGUAUACAUUUGGACCAGGCUCCAAGAUUGCAGUUUUCACUUGGCAAGGCUGUAGUGUGAAUCUUUAUGGGAAGCCAGAGGUUGCUUAUGUGUCCAAGGAUACGCCCAUGCUGCUCUACCUAAACACACAUGCAGCCCUUGAACAGAUGAGAAAACAAGCAGAGCGUGACAAUGAGAGGGGACCAAGGGUGAUGGUGGUGGGACCGACAGAUGUUGGGAAGUCAACGGUGUGUCGGAUGCUUCUCAGCUAUGCUGUGAGGGUUGGAAGGAGGCCAACAUUUGUGGAACUGGAUGUUGGACAGAGCGGGGUGUCUGUACCCGGCACAGUGGCAGCGCUCUGCAUCGAGCGUCCAGCGGACGUGGAGGAGGGUUUCUCAGUCCAGGCUCCUUUGGUCUACCACUUUGGCUCUACUAGUCCAGGGACCAACAUCAAACUUUACAACAAGCUGACAUCGUGCCUGGCUGAGGUGUUUUCCCAGCGGUGCGAAGUGAACAGGAAAGCCAGUGUAGGAGGCUGCAUCAUCAACACCUGUGGCUGGGUGAAGGGCUCUGGAUACCAGGCUCUGGUCCACUGUGCGUCAACCUUUCAGGUGGAUGUGGUUCUGGUGUUGGACCAUGAAAGGCUCUACAAUGAACUCAAAAGAGACCUCCCUCACUUUGUGCGGGUUGUGCUUCUACCCAAGUCCGGGGGAGUCGUGGAACGCUCCAAGGAGUGUCGGCGGGAUACUCGGGAUGAGAAGAUCCGCGAGUAUUUCUACGGCUUCCGUGGAGUCACCUUCUACCCCUUUUCUUAUGAAGUGCGUUUCUCAGACGUUCGCAUCUAUAAAAUUGGCGCUCCAUCCAUCCCGGACUCAUGCCUGCCACUGGGAAUGUCCCAGGAUGACACACAGCUAAAACUGGUGCCUGUUACUCCAGGAAGAGACCUCACGUACCACGUCCUAAGCGUGAGCAGCGCUGAGGACGGAGAUGAAGGUGCUAGAAAGGGCAUAGUGGAGAGUCCUGUGUGUGGCUUUAUUGUGGUGACUCAUGUAGAUACUCAGGCACAGGUGAUGAAGGUGCUCUCCCCAGCACCUAGACCCCUGCCCAGGCAUACUCUGCUCAUCAUGGACAUUCGCUUCAUGGAUAUGAAAUGAAGCAGGCCCUCAGAGGAGAGGACUUGGAGCGAAGACGUCCUGCUGGGUACCCUUUUUAUUUUAAGGCUAUCUUGUUUGUACUUUACAGAGAAAACAAUUUAAGUAUUGAAAUUCGGAAUGCACCAAUUUUUGUGGUUCAUGUGAAUCCAGUUUUCAGCCUGUUUCAUACAUUUUAUGAUUUAAAUUCUACUUAUUCAACAAUAAGAUGAUGGAAGCAGUUUUUUUAUACUGAAGAUUUUUGGUCUCAUGGCACAGAAGAGGGAAUUAAAUAAGAAAAAAACAUUACUCUCUACACCAGCCGUUGGCCAAUUUGUUGUGUUAUCAAUUUUAGCAUGAGCUGGGAAUUGGUGCAUCCCUAAUAGAAAUUGAAAGCAGCUGUAAAUUCUAGACCACACUGCACAGAUGUCUGUAGAAAAGGAUUUUUUAUCAAAGCAAAGAAAAAAUAUUUUUCUUCAUAAUCUGUUUCAUAGAGAUUUUUUUCUCUUGAGUAAUAAAUUUUUUAAAUGUAAAAAGUUGUGUGAGUUUGUUUUUAAUUACACUAUCUGACUAUCUAUCAGUAUGUUUCCCUUACUAACAAACAAUAAUUUAAUUAUCUGCAUACCCAAUAUGUAAUGAACUGAGGAUGGAACACACUUAAUGAACUUAAUUCUAAUCCAAUCAAACCUGGGAAUACUUUGCAGUUUUAUAACCUUUCCUAAAGAAAUUUAAUAUGUUUUAUUCAGUAGGUCUUCUGUUUUGACAAAAGAAAGGCAAACAAUAAUAACCUGUAGGCUUCAUUAAAACACACACAGUACCAGCAUGCUAGUGAUUGUUUGGGAGCACUACACUAGCAGGUCAUUUAAUAUUUGUUCUGUAAACAUUUACCAGCUUACCAAACCAUACCGAGUACAUUUGAGACCCAGAUGCUCUUUUAAUUUUUUAGAGUAACAACGUUUCUAUGUAUGACAACAUGACUUAUAAGCAUACACAAAAACAACACUGUGUGAUGCAUAAUAUGUGCAAAUAUCUCAAACUAAGUAUAUAAUAAAUAAGUGUAGAUAUUUAAAUGUAAGCAAGUGGUUCAAAAAAAUAAUAUUGGAUACAUUUGUUGUCUUUGAAUCUUUUCUUGCUAAUAUUUUGUGUGUUUUUUCCGAACCUUUUUGUUAUGGCUGAGGUGGGUUUAUUAAAUUAUUUAAUUUUUCUUUUCUAUUCCCUGCCUGCCAUAUGUAGUGUUUCUUUGCACCUACUUUCUGCAUGUCAGUGUUAACCAUUUGUCAUAACCAGCAGGGUGUGGAUUAAUCGUAGGUGGGUCUGUUGUGGGGGGUUGAGAUGGCCAUCUGGAACGUAGAUUGUGAAUUUUGUGGAAAAGAAACCGUGUAAAACCAUUUCAAGUAAAGUGGGUGUACCCUCAAAAUAUUUUCACAAACAGCUUAUGGCAAA
This is a messenger RNA of Pelmatolapia mariae (spotted tilapia), 2869 nucleotides long. RefSeq names its product cleavage factor polyribonucleotide kinase subunit 1 (gene clp1). NCBI's taxonomy places the organism in Eukaryota, Metazoa, Chordata, Actinopteri, Cichliformes, Cichlidae. Gene Ontology annotation, molecular function: polynucleotide 5'-hydroxyl-kinase activity. The record is from RefSeq and is a predicted model, not a curated record. Gene Ontology annotation, biological process: tRNA splicing, via endonucleolytic cleavage and ligation. Gene Ontology annotation, cellular component: mRNA cleavage factor complex; nucleus. The coding region runs from base 125 to 1450 and encodes 441 amino acids. The transcript has 6 exons.